This is a messenger RNA of Haemonchus placei, 228 nucleotides long. NCBI's taxonomy places the organism in Eukaryota, Metazoa, Nematoda, Chromadorea, Rhabditida, Trichostrongylidae. The record is from the annotation of a GenBank genome assembly.
AUGCAGAUGCACGUGUGCAAUCUUGGCCUAAUGCUCCUUGUUGUUUCUGUGAAUGCAGGAAUUAAAGAAAUUCUCAUGGAGAAGGCUAAAAAAGCAAAGACAUGGCUCGAAGAUGACAGCAGAUUCCGCUACGACAUUGAAUGCCCAUGGUUACGAGGAGAGGAACGAGCUAUACGAGAAUCCGAAGGCAGAUGCCCACCUCUUCCAACAACAACGUACUCAAUCUGA